UAUCGGUCUUUCACAUGUUUUGCGGCGUGCAUUGAACAAAAAAUAAAUAAUCUGAAAUAUUAGCAAUAAAAAGGAAUAAGGAAUGGAUAUAGACGAACUCUUCGAUUGCUUCGACGAAGCACCACAGGAGGUAGUGCCUCCAGUUAUUAACCAGGGGGAAAAGCCCUCGGGAAGCGGUGGCUCCAAAAAGGGAAGCAAACGGCAGGCGCAGGACAAGGAUUCUGAAAAAUCCACAAAAGAAGUGGAUCAAAAAGAUCAGGAGGAUGAGGAGGAGGAGCCCACCAAGCGCCUGAAGCAGACUGAAACAGAUGAUUUGGCGGAUGAGAUUGACAAAGAUGAUGAACCCACUCGCACUCUCGACGUGGAUGAUUCCGCUGCUCUGGAGGCGCUCCGCACGAGGAUUGUGACCCACCUGCUGGAGGCACCCGCCUCCUGCACACAUGAGGUGGCUGCACAUCCCGAUCAGGAGUACAUCCCUUUGCAACCGUUCACCGGCAUUCCGGCCAAGGAAUAUCCCUUCGUGCUCGAUCCCUUCCAGCGUCAGGCGAUUCUGUGCAUCGACAAUAGCCAGAGUGUACUCGUCUCCGCGCACACAUCAGCUGGCAAGACCGUGGUGGCGGAGUACGCCAUUGCCAAGUCGCUGGCCGCCAAGCAGCGGGUCAUUUACACCACUCCAAUUAAGGCGCUGUCCAACCAGAAGUUCCGCGAGUUCACCGAUGAGUUCAAGGACGUGGGUCUGGUCACGGGCGAUGUGACCAUCAAUCCCUCAGCUUCCUGUUUGAUCAUGACCACGGAGAUUCUGCGGAACAUGCUGUAUCGCGGCAGCGAGAUUAUGCGUGAGGUUGGUUGGGUGAUCUUCGACGAGAUUCACUACAUGCGCGACAAGGAACGUGGUGUCGUCUGGGAGGAGACGCUCAUCCUGCUGCCGGACAACGUGCGCUAUGUCUUCCUCUCGGCCACCAUUCCCAAUGCACGACAGUUCGCCGAGUGGGUUUGCCAUCUGCACAAGCAGCCGUGUCACGUGGUUUACACCGAUUACCGUCCAACUCCCCUGCAGCAUUAUAUAUUCCCAGCCGGAGGCGAUGGCAUCCAUCUCAUAGUCGACGAGAAGGGGCAGUUUAAGGAGGAAAACUUCAGCACUGCCAUGGCUGUGUUAGCAAAUGCGGGUGAGGCUGGCAAGGGAGAUCAAAAGGGACGCAAUGGAGGCAUUAAAGGCACAAACGCCGGACAAACGAACAUCUUUAAAAUCGUUAAAAUGAUCAUGGAGCGCAAUUUUGCUCCAGUUAUUAUAUUCUCCUUCAGCAAAAAGGAUUGUGAGCUCUACGCCAUGCAAAUGGCGAAACUGGACUUCAACACGCCAGACGAAAAGAAGCUGGUGGACGAGGUGUUUAAUAAUGCCAUGGAUGUGCUUUCCGAGGAGGAUCGCCGUUUGCCGCAAGUGGAGAAUGUACUUCCGUUGCUGCGACGUGGAAUUGGCAUCCAUCACGGUGGUUUGUUGCCCAUCCUCAAGGAAACCAUUGAGAUCCUCUUCGGCGAAGGUCUGAUCAAGGCCUUGUUCGCCACCGAAACCUUUGCCAUGGGUCUUAACAUGCCGGCGAGAACGGUGCUGUUCACAGCCCCAAGGAAAUUCGAUGGAAAGGACUUCCGGUGGAUCAGUUCCGGCGAGUAUAUCCAAAUGGCUGGUCGUGCUGGCCGUCGUGGAUUGGAUGACAAGGGUAUCGUUAUCCUUAUGAUCGAUGAAAAGGUUUCACCAGCCGUGGGUCGCGACAUUGUGCAGGGCAAGGCGGAUCCCAUCAACUCUGCUUUCCAUCUUACCUACAAUAUGGUUCUCAAUCUGCUGCGCGUGGAGGAAAUCAAUCCGGAGUACAUGCUGGAGCGCAGUUUCUACCAGUUCCAGAACCAGGCUGCUCUGCCCGGUCUUCAUGACCAAGUCGAACAAAAGACACUGGAACUGAACAAACUGAGCAUCAAAGACGAGCACAACAUUGCCUCAUACCACCACAUUCGCUCCCAGCUGGAUCAACAUGGCAAGGAGUUCCGCAAGUGGAUAACGAAGCCUCAAUAUCUGCUGCCCUUCCUGCAGCCAGGCAGACUGGUUAAGGUGGCUGCUGGUUCACAGGAAUACGAUUGGGGCAUUGUGCUGAACUUCAAGAAGCAGGACCAGAGUCGCAAGAAUCCGCUGAAAACUGAACCCAGCGUAACUAUCGAUGUACUGCUCCAUGUGAGUGAAGCGGCUGCUAAAUCCGGUGAUACGGAGCCCUGCAAGCCGAACGAGCGAGGAUGCAUGGAGGUGGUCCCAGUGGCCCACACGCUCAUCACCCAAAUCAGUUCGAUCCGCGUUUACUUCCCCAACGAUCUGCGAAGUGCGGACAAUCGGAGAGCUGUGCUCAAAACCAUUCAGGAGGCCAAGAAACGGUUUCCGCUUGGGCCACCGGUUCUCAAUCCCAUCGAUGACAUGAACAUCAAGGAUCGAGAGUUCCGCGAAGUAGUCGACACCAUUUCGCAGUUCGAAAAGCGACUGGAGGAGCAUCCGCUGCACAAAUCGCCGGAGUUGGAGCGCAUCCAUCGUCGCUAUCAGGAUAAAGUGCAGUUGCAGACGGAACUCCAGGACCUGAAGGCCGAACUGAAGGCGGCUCGCAGUCUGCUGCAAAUGGAGGAGCUGAAACACCGCAAGCGAGUGCUUCGUCGAAUGGGUUACUGCAAACCGGGCGAUGUCAUCGAGUUCAAGGGUCGCGUGGCCUGCGAACUCAGUUCGGCAGACGAACUUCUCAUGACCGAGAUGAUCUUCAACGGAGUGUUCAACGAGUUAAGCGCCCCGCAGGCUGUGGCCCUUCUCUCCUGCUUCGUUUGCGAUGAGAAGUCCAGUGAGUCACCGAAAAGUGCCACGGAAUUGUCGGGACCUCUGCGUUCCAUGCAGGAUUUGGCGCGGCGCAUCGCCAAGGUUUCCACGGAAUGCAAACUGGAUCUGGAUGCCGACUCGUAUGUGGACAAGUUUAAGCCCUUCCUCAUGGAUGUGGUGCUGGCCUGGUGCAAGGGAUCCAGUUUUUUGGCCGUCUGCAAGAUGACGGACAUUUUCGAGGGCUCCAUCAUUCGGUGUAUGCGUCGUUUGGAGGAACUGCUGCGCCAAAUGUGCCAGGCCUCCAAAACGAUCGGCAACACGGACCUGGAAAACAAGUUCUCCGAGGGAAUUCGGCUGCUCAAGCGCGACAUUGUCUUUGCCGCUUCGUUGUAUCUAUAGGAGUUAAGAACAAGCUAUUUUAAGGCCUUACUUCCAGUUCAAUUUCAAUCAAAUUUGUUUGAUUCGGAAUUCGUUUUUCCAAUCUCUAUCAAGACAAUUUUUUGCUUGAUAUUUGGAAAUGAAUUGAUGUUUUUAAGCUUCUCCAAACUUGAAACUAAUCUUAAAUUAAGACAGUCUAAGUACAGACUUAAUGAAGCCGAUACUUCUCUGUAUAUUUUCAAUGUUUAUACGACAACCAAGAUGGAUACAAUAAAUGAGACCCUUAGAUCACCAGAA
This is a messenger RNA of Drosophila ficusphila, 3514 nucleotides long. RefSeq names its product exosome RNA helicase MTR4 (gene Mtr4). Gene Ontology annotation, cellular component: nucleus. The coding region runs from base 83 to 3238 and encodes 1051 amino acids. Gene Ontology annotation, biological process: maturation of 5.8S rRNA; RNA catabolic process. Gene Ontology annotation, molecular function: RNA binding; RNA helicase activity; ATP binding. Lineage: Eukaryota; Metazoa; Arthropoda; Insecta; Diptera; Drosophilidae. The transcript has 2 exons. The record is from RefSeq and is a predicted model, not a curated record.